This is a messenger RNA of Bemisia tabaci, 1421 nucleotides long. NCBI's taxonomy places the organism in Eukaryota, Metazoa, Arthropoda, Insecta, Hemiptera, Aleyrodidae. The record is from RefSeq and is a predicted model, not a curated record.
UUCGUUUCAUUGAUGUAGUAAAAAUUUCAGUUGGUUAAAUACAACCGUUCAAAAGUUAAGGGGGCUCUGAACUUUUUGCGCACCUUGUAUAAAAUUAAGUCCAGACACAUGCAGAUUCAAAUUUUCCCUUUAUUUGACAAAUAUUUAUGCGAUUUGUUUAAAAGUUUUUGAAAUACCGUGAAAACUCUCCGCUUCGGCCAUUCUGCGCGGCCUUUGCUUAACCACGCUAAUUGAAUUCGAAAGAGCCUCGGCAGUGCCGCGCAAACGCCAACCAAUAGCGGCCAUUCUCGUAUCAACCAAUCACAAUAGCCGGCUCGCACAACUGUUCCCGCGUCCCGGCUUCUAGAAGUUUGUUUGUUAGUUUGUUAGUUUGGUGAUUAGGCCCUCAAUUAAGUGCGGUGUUUAAUUCAAACGUGUAUUAAGUGUGGUGUCUCUUAAUCCAAAUUACUUCACAGUUUCGUUUCACAUCUCACAAUGCCGGUCUCCAGGUCAAGAGGACUAGUGAGGCGAGGGCGUGCCCUGCACAGUCGUUAUAUGAACAGAACAUGCAACGUUCCUCUUGACAAAUUCAACCUAGAAAGUUCAGUCACCAAAAGAUGCAAUCCAUUUAAACAAGUAAAAGCGAUGAGUGGACAAAAAUCUAGCUCAAAAGAAGCAUCUUUCAGAGGAGUCCUUAAGGAGCUUAACUCACUUGUUGAUAAUUCUGACUUAGUUGAAGAGAUCGAAUCUCCUACUCCUGUAAAAUCUUCAUCUCCUACUCAAAAUGAGAAUCUUGCCGAGAAAUCUUCAUCUCCUACUCAAAAGGAGAAUCUUGCCGACCCUUUUAAAUGCUUCAUGGUAAAUCCCCAAGAAAAAUCCAACAAUAAAGAGAUAAAAUCGAUCAGUGCUGAAUCAUCGCCUGAUGUAUCGUUGGCUAUUCCACUAGAUAACAAUCUUGGUUCCUCUUCUCUCAAAGGAAGAUGCAGCGCCUCUGGUACCUAUGGAGUACAAGCCCACACUCUCCAGUGAUUCAACAAGAGAUAAGCUUCUUCAAUUAAACGGUCACCUUACUGCUUGAAGUAAAAAGCGAGAGGCGACACAAUUACCAAGAAUUCACUCUUUAGCCAAAUAUUUUUCAAGUCUUUGCUCUUAGUCCAAUCAAUUUUCUUCUCAGUGUAGUGCCCAAGGAGAAAAAAACUUCGAGCAUUAGACGAAAAGUUCAGGCCUUGUGAAUAUCUAAAGUUUUUCAAAUAGUGGGUCCGAGAAAUUGAAGUCCAGCUGCCGCAAAUUGAACCAUACAUCUGAAGUACUUCGGUGUAGAAUUGUAAUACCGCAGUAUCUCCAUAGUACUUUAGAUGUGUGUGAUCAUCUCAAGUUUCCGGAUGCAAAAUCUGAAGACUUUACAUAUCUUAUGACCUGAAUUUCGGGUCUCACGCUUGAAG